Molecule: messenger RNA, 1281 nt
Organism: Sipha flava (yellow sugarcane aphid)
Lineage: Eukaryota; Metazoa; Arthropoda; Insecta; Hemiptera; Aphididae
Product: telomere length and silencing protein 1 homolog
Exons: 7
Coding region: 272-1237 (321 amino acids)
Biological process (GO): mRNA splicing, via spliceosome
Cellular component (GO): spliceosomal complex
Source: RefSeq, a predicted model, not a curated record
CACCAUUGUUCUGUGGCAUAGAGUAAUAUUACUCUAUGUUCUGUGGUUAAAAUAAAAUAACAUCCUUAUCUAUGGUAAUAGAUGAUAACUUUAUAAUAAUUUGAUACUGUUUGUUAUUUGUUAUUUUACCGUUUAUUCAACUGUUCUAGAACAUUUAAGUUCUGCAAGUUACUAAAAAACAAAAUUCAGUCGACUCGUUUGAUUUAAUUUAUCAAUUUUUAAAAUAACCGUUUUACUUUUCAUUAUAAUUGUAUAACUAUAGUUCAACACUAUGGGCACAGAAAUUAAAACAAUUCCAGUAAAAAAUGAUGCUGAGGACAACAAUCAAGAUCAAAAAGUAGUUGAAAAAGCAAAUACUCCAGAAACUCAAGUUAUGUUUAAAAAGAAAUCUAAAGGACGAUCAUUGAGAAAAAGGUUUGAGGAUGAUGAAAUAGAAGAUGACAUAAAUAUGUUGAAAAAACUUGAAGAAAUGAAAACUAUGCAAAGACUUCGAGAUAGACCUAAUGGUGUUAAUAUUAUAAGUCUUGCUUUGGGAGAAAAACUCUCCCAAGAAGAAGAAAAAUUAAUGGUUGAUCCAUUUAAAGUAAAAACUGGUGGAUUAAUCAAUAUGAAUGCUUUAAAAAGUGGUCAAGUAACUCAAGUAGAUGAUGCUUAUGACACUGGAAUAGGAACUCAAUUUUCAGCUGAAACUAAUAAACGAGAUGAAGAUGAAGAAAUGAUGAAAUAUAUUGAUGAACAAGUUGCAAUGCGAACUGGUCGAACAAUAGAUAAGGAUGAUGAUACAAUCAAUACCAAUAAAUCAAAUUAUUGUCCACCAGAAUUGGCAGCUUUGCAAGCUGUUCCAUCACAUUUACGAAAUUCAACUACUCAUAGAUCAGAAGAAAUGUUAUCAAAUCAGAUGUUAAGUGGUAUCCCUGAAGUAGAUUUAGGAAUUGAUGCAAAAAUAAAAAAUAUUGAAGCUACUGAAGAAGCCAAAAUGAAAUUAAUACGUGAUAAGCGUAAUAAGAAGGACGGUCCAUCACAAUUUGUUCCCACAAAUAUGGCUGUAAAUUUUGUGCAACAUAAUAGAUUUAAUAUAGAAGUUGUUGGACCAGAUGGGAAAAGGAGUUAUAAACAACAACCUGCAGUUAAACAAGAACAUAUAGAUGACAAAAAUAUUGAUAAAAGAAAAAAGAAAGAUAAUGCUACAGACGACUUCCAUUAUGAAAGAUUUAAGAAACAAUUUCGAAAAUAUUGAAAUUUGCCAAUUUGUGUAUAAUUUAUAAAUAACAAUUUGUUUUU